This is a messenger RNA of Melampsora larici-populina 98AG31, 1398 nucleotides long. RefSeq lists its product as uncharacterized. Gene Ontology annotation, cellular component: membrane. Lineage: Eukaryota; Fungi; Basidiomycota; Pucciniomycetes; Pucciniales; Melampsoraceae. The annotation marks the transcript as partial. Gene Ontology annotation, biological process: transmembrane transport. The record is from RefSeq and is a predicted model, not a curated record. Gene Ontology annotation, molecular function: transmembrane transporter activity. The transcript has 14 exons.
CGAAAGGUGCUUAGAAAAAUCGACCUGCGCACAAUUCCUUGUGUUAUGUUACUAUACCUCGCGUGCUUCGUUGACAGAUCAAACAUUGGAAAUGCCAAAGUUGCUGGCUUAGAAAGGGAUCUUCACCUGAAAGGCAUCCAAUUCAACAUCGCCCUCAGCGCAUUUACAAUUACUUACGUCAUCGUCAAAAUUCCAUCAAAUCAUAUUUUGCGCAAAGUGGGGGCUAAGAUUUGGUUGCCGUUUUUGGUUUUUUGUUGGGGUGUGGUCACAGUCUUUUCGGCGUUCAUGUCGAACUACGCGUCUUUGCUUGCCGUGAGAGCUGUGUUAGGGCUUUGUGAGGGUGGUUUGCAGCCUGGGGUUAUAUUGUACCUAUCGUCACUCUACAGGCCUGAAGAGCUGCAGCUUCGAGUGGGACUAUCUUUUUGUAGCACAGCCUUGAGUCACAUCUUGGGUGGAUUCCUAGCGUUCGCAAUUCAUCGUAGAAUGGAUGGGUUUGCUGGAAAGGCUGCUUGGUCCUGGAUCUUCAUCAUUGAGGGUACCUUAACUAUCUUUGUUGCUGUCGUCGUCUGGUUCUUUCUAUGCUCAAGUAUCGAGACCGCUCCUUACUUGACCCCAAGCGAGCGCGAAUUCGCAGCCGAAACGCUGCCUUCUCUUGACAACGAAAGAAAUACUCUUCAUUCGGAUGAAUUCGAGUGGUUCGAAUGUAGAAGGGCAUUUUUGGAUCCACAAGUUUGGCUGAUCGGUCUCAGUGAAUCAGCUAUUUCCAUUCCGCUGGCAGCGUUAUCUUUCUUCCUACCAACGUGUAUGUCGUUGGUCAGCGGGAUGGGGCAUACCGGAGCCGCCGCACAGCUCUUCUCUGCAUUGCCGUACAUUCCCGCCUUGGUGACGGUAAUAGCGUCUGCUUUACUAGCAGACAGAUGGAGAAUACGCGGACCCAUCGUACUCGCAUGCGUGCCUGUAGGCAUCAUUGGAUACUUGAUGUUGAUCUUUUCAAAGAGCGCCGGAACCCGUUACGCAGCAUUUUUUUUCGUCGUGUCCGGAUUAUACCCUGUCAUACCCUGUCUUGUGUGUAUCAUUCCAAUCAAUACUUCUGGUGUCGUGAAACGGGCAACGUGUGUUGGAAUCCAGGGAAUGAUUCAGGGCUUAUCUAUCUUGAUAGCACCUUUCAUAUACAUAAAGGGUGAGCCCGAGGUGAAAGGCCAUAAGAUCGCGCUUGGGCUCGCCUGUGGUGCUUGGGCUCUGACGGCAGCCAAUGUGUUGUACUGCCACUUUGAAAACUCAAGAAAAGCUAGCGGCCGAAGAGAUCAUUUGGCGGCACAAUACCUCGAGCAGUUUCGCGCAGGGAAGACUCGUGCUCCAAUCGGGGACCGAAGUCCAAAUUUUUACUUUACACUUUGA